Messenger RNA from Hibiscus syriacus, 270 nucleotides. RefSeq names its product precursor of CEP5-like. Gene Ontology annotation, molecular function: hormone activity. Gene Ontology annotation, biological process: regulation of root development; nitrate import; root development. Gene Ontology annotation, cellular component: extracellular region. NCBI's taxonomy places the organism in Eukaryota, Viridiplantae, Streptophyta, Magnoliopsida, Malvales, Malvaceae. The transcript has a single exon. Bases 1 to 270 code for a protein of 89 amino acids. The record is from RefSeq and is a predicted model, not a curated record.
AUGGCACAAAACAGACAACUCUCUCUUCUAGUUCUUCUUUUGCUUGUUUUCUUCCUACAAAUUCAGUUCAAUGUAGGAAGACAUUUGUUAUUGGACCAGAAGGAAACAGGGACUAAUGUCGACAAAGCAGCGGUUGGCAACACGCAUUCUCCGCCUUCACCACCAACACCAGUAGGAGGAACCCAAACCCCGCCACCCAAAAAUGAAAACGAUUUCAGGCCUACUGCUCCUGGUCACAGUCCAGGAGCAGGCCAUUCCCUUCAAAACUAG